AUGGCGCCAUUUGAGGCACUGGAUGGGCAGAAGUGUAGGUCACCCAUUGGGUGGUUGGAAGUUGGAGAAAGGAAAUUAUUGAGGACAAAGAUGGUACAAGCCACAGUGGAAGGAGUACAAAUAAUUCGAGAACGAAUGUUGGCCUCUCAAAGUAGACAAAAGUCGUAUUCCGACAACAGACGCAAACCCUUAGAGUUCGAGAAAGGCAAACUCAGUCCUCGAUAUAUUGGCCCGUUUGAAAUAUUGGAACGCAUAGGAGCUGUUGCUUAUCGAUUGGCAUUACCACUGGAUUUUGAAGGGGUUAAUCUAGUGUUUCAUGUAUCCAUGCUCAGAAAAUAUGUUCGAGACCCUUCACAUGUGAUACAACAUGAUACGAUAUUGUUGGAAGAUAGGUUGAAGUACCAAGAGCAGCCUGUAGCUAUAGUGGACUAUCAAGUAAAAAGGCUUCGCUCUAAGGACAUCGCCUUAAUGAAAGUAGUAUGGCAAAACAACUCGAUAGAGAAUGAGACUUAG
This is a messenger RNA of Theobroma cacao (cacao), 513 nucleotides long. Lineage: Eukaryota; Viridiplantae; Streptophyta; Magnoliopsida; Malvales; Malvaceae. The record is from RefSeq and is a predicted model, not a curated record.